This is a messenger RNA of Rhodofomes roseus, 1265 nucleotides long. RefSeq lists its product as uncharacterized. Lineage: Eukaryota; Fungi; Basidiomycota; Agaricomycetes; Polyporales; Fomitopsidaceae. The coding region runs from base 363 to 1091 and encodes 242 amino acids. The transcript has 2 exons. The record is from RefSeq and is a predicted model, not a curated record.
CGUCGUGUAGCGUGGUCAGAGCGCAGUAUGUUAGCCGAGAGUACUUGAGGUACCGAAUAGCUCUCAACCCGCGUAAGAAGUCUGCGAAGCCUGACACACGGGAUCCGCAUGUCUUGUGUUGAAUCACUCAUAAAUGGACCACGGGCAAAGUACGUGCAAACCAACCCACCACGUCGUUUUUCCGCAUCAUCGCAGCAUUAUGUUGUCCACUCUCGCAACUGCAAACACAUUGUCGACGGCCGCACUCAAACUCAGUGCUCCCGCUAGUCUAGGCCUCAAGGCUUUAUCACUCACUUCCUACAUCUUGACGCGCAUCGCGAGCGUCGUCGCUUCUCAGCAGGGAGUUCAACACCGACUCCGCGAUGCAUGUGAAGGAGUUCGCAGAGCAUGUCCGCACAAGCUCGUUGCGGGACACACUGCGCAUAAUCUCGUUUGCUCUGUAUCAGUCCAUCGCGACGGAGGAGCUCAUCGUCCAGCAGACCGGGGGAAACCUAGGACACCGAUUCGUUAUGGUCACGAUCGAAUUGAACCAGGAGGGUUCUCCCGACCACUUCCGGACGUACGCCCGCGUCGAGUUUUGGGGCAAAGAUGCUUUCGAGGAGCACCCCGUCUCGCAGGUCGUCAUGCUCUCUGACGAUUCCUCUGUGUUCAUGCGCGAAGCACGCGAGCUCGGACACCUUUAUCCUGGCGCGUCCCCCAGCGGAUGGCCGACCCUCGGCGAGUUCGCCUCCCUCCUCGAAGUCAUUCACUCGCGCACCCCGAACUUCAACGCCUUCGUGCGGAACUGCUAUUGGUAUUCCGAGACGAUCAUGUUCUGCCUCGCGCGGCGGCACGCCGACGCCUGGCUGGCCGGCGACGUCUGGCCGGAGUCGCUCGCGCAGUGGAUCAAGCGCGAGUGCGACGCCCCGGCCUGCAUCGCUGGGAUGGUCUUCGAGAACCCCGUGGCGAGGUGGGGCGCGGCGGUGGGCGUCGGAUGGUUCAGAUGGAGCAUGGCGACGUUCCCGAACCUCGUCCCGGAGAACGAGCGGGUGACGUACCAUGAGGUCGAUAUCGAACAGAGCUUGGAUAUGUGGAAGGCUGCUACGUUGUAAUGACGGACAACAUGUGCAGACGGUACGGCUCGUCAAGUGUGCGGGCAACCUAUCGCGAAGUGGUUAUGGAGACGCUCAAUCCGUUCGUUAAAUGUACAAUGGGAGUUGCGAACGUACGCGGGGCCGGACUGUGAAGUGGGUCUCAGGCUAUAGUCGAACAUGUGAACAACAGGC